AUGAUGACAACAAUCAUCCUUGACUUUCAGAAAUGCUUCAUUUUCGUUUUCUUGUGCUUCUUCUCACUACUCUGUUACACAAUCUUCUUCAGGAAACCUAAGGACUUUCCUUUGCCUCCGAGUCCUCCUUCUCUACCCAUCAUCGGUCAUCUUCACCUUCUUCUCUCUGUUCUAAUCCACAGAUCUUUACAGAAACUCUCCUCCAAGUAUGGUUCUAUUCUCUAUCUCCGCAUCUUCAGUUGCCCCAUAGUCCUUGUCUCCUCAGCAUCAGUUGCUCAUGAGAUCUUCAGGGCACACGACGUUAACUUCUCCUCUCGUGGAUUCCCUCCGACCGAAGCUUCCCUUUUCGCAGGUUCUUUCAGCUUCAUCUCUUCUCCAAAUGGAGAUUACUGGAAGUUCAUGAAGAAGGUUCUUGUCACCAACCUUGUAGGAGCUCAGGCUCUCAAGCGGUCACAAAGAGUCCGUGAUGAUGAGCUAGGUCGUUUUUACGAUAACUUGUUGGAGAAGGCAGAGAAGAAGGAGACCGUGGAGAUUUUUGAGGAAGCGAUGAAGUUCACUACCAACAACAUCUGCAAGUUGAUAAUGGGGAGAUGUUGUCCAGAAGAGGAAGGUGUGGUGGAGAGAUUCAAGGGAUUAGUUACUGAGUUAGAGGUUUUGUCGAAGACGAUUAUGUUGGAAAGCCUAUUGCCCCCUUGGUUACAGGUUCUCUCGCUGUUUAAAAAGGAAGUGAAGGUUCUUUUAAACAGCUUCAAUGAGCUGCUGGAAAAGAUUCUUGAGGAACACGAAGAGAAGGAUGGAGAGCAUCAUCAUGGUAAGGACUUGAUGGACGUGUUGUUGGCAGCUUAUGGAGACGAAAAUGCAGAGUAUAAAAUCACUAGGAAUCAUAUCAAAUCGUUUUGUGUGGAUCUUUUAUUUGCAGGCACUACCACCCCGGCGCUACCAAUACAGUGGAUAUUGGCAGAGAUCAUCAAUUGCCCCAAGACUCUUGAGAGACUGAGAGGGGAACUCGAUUCCGUGGUGGGGACAACAAGGUUGAUCCAAGAAACAGAUUUACCAAAUCUACCUUAUUUGCAAGCAGUGGUCAAGGAAGGGCUAAGACUGCACCCGCCGGAGCCUAUCUUCGAGAGAUUUUCCCAAGAAGGGUGUAGGGUAGGAGGGUUCUAUGUACCAGAGAAAACAACUCUAAUUGUUAAUGCUUAUGCUGUGAUGAGAGAUCCAAAUUACUGGGAAGAUCCUGAUGAGUUUAAGCCAGAAAGGUUUCUAGACACAUGGAAAGAUGAAGAGAUAAAAGAGCAAGCACUUAAGUACAUUUCUUUUGGAAGUGGAAGAAGAAGUUGUCCUGGAGAAAAUCUAUCUCAUAUCUUUAUAGGAACUGCAAUAGGAGUGAUGGUGCAGGGAUUUGAAUGGAGAUUCAAAGAAGAGAAAGUUAACAUGGAAGAGACUAUUGUAGGACUGUCCUUGACUAUGGCUCAUCCUCUUAAGCUCACUCCUAUUGCUCGAACCCCAAACCCUCUAGUUCUGAAUCUAAAGAGUCGGUUUAUGACUUUUCAGAAACACUAA
Molecule: messenger RNA, 1560 nt
Organism: Eruca vesicaria subsp. sativa (arugula)
Lineage: Eukaryota; Viridiplantae; Streptophyta; Magnoliopsida; Brassicales; Brassicaceae
Source: the annotation of a GenBank genome assembly